This is a messenger RNA of Macrosteles quadrilineatus (aster leafhopper), 954 nucleotides long. Its product is annotated as piggyBac transposable element-derived protein 2-like. Lineage: Eukaryota; Metazoa; Arthropoda; Insecta; Hemiptera; Cicadellidae. The record is from RefSeq and is a predicted model, not a curated record. The transcript is spliced from 3 exons. Bases 1 to 954 code for a protein of 317 amino acids.
AUGAAUCUUCUAGCAGGCAUCGUAAAAAUGCCAGCGCACCAAAUGUACUGGGCAGCUGGCACCAGUGGUGACAUAGUUUUGAGGCUUGUUGAAAUUAUGACAAAACAUCUCAACUACAAAGUAUUUGAAGAAAAUCUGUUUAACUAUCACAAACUUAGGUGUGCUUUGAAAAAUGAGGGCUUACUGGCAUUGAAGACAGUUAGAGAAAACCGGAGUGGGAGAUGUCCUUUUUCUAAAGAUAAAGACCUCCUGAAGAAAGGCCAUGGAUUUUCCAAAAUGAAAAUAGAUGUAGACAACAAAGUUAGAGCGUGCAAGUGGGUGGACAACAAAGUAGUUUGUCUAUUGUCUACAUUUUCAGGUGCCGACCCGGCUGAUGAAGUAGAACGUUGGUCAGAGGCUGAAAAAAGGAAGAUCCAGGUUCCAAGGCCUGCAAUAGUCAUGGAGUAUAACGCGUCGAUGAGAGGAGUGGACCUACAUGAUAUGUUGGUGGAACUUUGCCGCAAUAACAUCAAGGUCUCUAAACCUUAUCUAAGGAUAUUUUAUCACAUGGUAGACAAGGGUGUUGUAACCUCAUGGCUGUUGUACCGCAGACACUUGAAACACAUAUUUCCGGACACUAAGCGAAAGACCUUGGUGGUAAUCAAAGAUGAACUUGCAGAGUCUCUCAUCAAAAGUAGUAAAAGUAAAAGAGAUAUGAAGAGGGGAAGACCAAGUGCGGAAUCGGCAGAAAACCCUCGGCCAAAGAAACAUACUGUUGCCGCUAGACCUGCUGAGGAAGUUCGUUGCGACAGUGUGGAGCAUUCGAGUAAUUCUCCGUCCAAGAGAAGUCGCGUGCUACGGCGCGCCGGGGUCGUGACCUUUCUAUUUGAGGCUCUCCCGUACUACGCUCCUCUACCGUAUCGCCUUACAAAUAAAAUGCUCGGAAUCGCUCAAGUCGAGCUGGGAAACUCCUAG